Dama dama (fallow deer) is the source of this 1418-nucleotide messenger RNA. RefSeq names its product boLa class II histocompatibility antigen, DQB*0101 beta chain-like. The transcript is spliced from 7 exons. Gene Ontology annotation, cellular component: MHC class II protein complex; membrane. NCBI's taxonomy places the organism in Eukaryota, Metazoa, Chordata, Mammalia, Artiodactyla, Cervidae. Gene Ontology annotation, molecular function: MHC class II protein complex binding. Bases 253 to 1026 code for a protein of 257 amino acids. Gene Ontology annotation, biological process: peptide antigen assembly with MHC class II protein complex; positive regulation of T cell activation; immune response. The record is from RefSeq and is a predicted model, not a curated record.
GUAUCGCCUCACACUGAUCAGUGUGGCCAUCAUCAAAAAGUGUACGAACAAAGGCUGGGGAUGUCCCUGGUGAUGCAGUGAGCGAGACUCUGCCUCCAGUGUAGAGGGGACCAUACAGGUCCCCAAGGACACGCAGCGUUCGGGUGUCUCUGCCUCCUCAGUGGGCUGUGCGUGAAGCGUUGUGUCCCUUGGUGGCAGCUGCGGUGACUGCCAGAGCUUCUCUUCCACCAUUCCUGUUUCAAGGCUGCAAAGAUGAGGGUGACCGUCCCCAGGAACCCCAGGACUGUGGCUGGAGUGGCGAUGGCUGUGUUCCUGGCGCUGAGGAUCCCUGGGGCUCACUGCAGAGAUGCUCCGAAGAAUUUCGUGUACCAGUUUAAAGGCAUGUGCUACUUCACCAAUGGGACGGAGCGUGUGAGGCUUGUAGCCAGACAGAUCUAUAACAAGGAAGAAAUUCUGCACUUUGACAGUGACCUGGGCAAGUUUGUGGCUGUUACAGAGCUGGGCCGGGUGUGUGCUGAGACCUGGAACACCCAGAAGGACCUCCUGGCAGAGUUUCGGGCCUAUGUGGAGACGCUGUGUAGACACAACUACAAGGAGACGGCCAGCUUCACCGUCCAGCGGAGAGUGGAGCCUACAGUGACUGUCUCUCCAGCCAGUACAGAAGCCCUGAACCACCAUAAUCUGCUGGUCUGUUCAGUGACAAAUUUCUAUCCUCGCCAAGUUAAAGUCAAAUGGUUCCGGAAUCAACAGGAGGAGACAGCGGGAGUUGGGUUCACACCUCUUACUCAGAAUGGGGAUUGGACCUACCAGAUUCACGUGAUGCUAGAGACAAUACCGCAGCUUGGAGAUGUCUACGUGUGCCUCGUGGACCACCCCAGCCUCCAGAGCCCCAUCACAGUAGAAUGGCGGGCACAGUCUGAAUCUGCCCAGAGCAAGAUGCGGAGCGGAAUUGGAGGUUUUGUGCUGGGGCUGAUCUUCCUUGGUGUGGGCCUUUUUGUCCACUUUUGGGAUAAGAGAGGUGAAUGAGUUUUUGUUUCCCUUCCUUUUCAUUCUUCUGAUGCCAGCCGAUCCUGAGGCUCCAUCCACAGGGUUCCUGCACUGACCCCAGCGUUCUUCUUCCUGGGAUCUGUCAUGACCCUUUCCUGAUCUUGUCCUGCUGUUCCUCUCCGUGGUUCCUGCCUCCCUUCUCUCAGGAACUGUGAAUAAGCCAGCUCUGCCCGCAUCAUCCAUCAGAACCUGACUCCCGGUGACCCAGAAGCAGUUGUCACAUCCUCUUUUUGUUUCGAUUUUUUCCUGAAUUUCUGCCCAUGACUCAGCUUUCCUCAUUGGCUCUCUGAGCCGCCCGCUGAGUCUGUUUGAACCAUAAAUGCCCUCAACAGGCAUUUCUGAUCUCGUUCUCUUUUGAAGACUGCCCGUGA